Aspergillus viridinutans is the source of this 1464-nucleotide messenger RNA. RefSeq names its product extracellular serine rich protein. Bases 1 to 1464 code for a protein of 487 amino acids. The record is from RefSeq and is a predicted model, not a curated record. The transcript has 4 exons. NCBI's taxonomy places the organism in Eukaryota, Fungi, Ascomycota, Eurotiomycetes, Eurotiales, Aspergillaceae.
AUGGUUCACACCACACCCACUGCCCUCCUGGCCAUAACCGGCCUAGCUGCCACAGCUACAGCCUACAAGCAUACAUGGUGGGACCACAUGAAGUGCGCAGCUGCUGUAGCCCAGGACGCAGAUAACCAUACCUGCACCUCGCCCUCCAAAUUCGACUGCUUCUGCGCGCAGCCGUUUGAUCCAGCCAGAAUAAGCAGUGCAGCAAGGAAGGUGUGCGAGGGCUUUGGAAUCCCAACCGAGUCUAUACACGAUUUCAUCUGCAGCAACGACGGUCGCGGUAGCGAUUAUGACGAUGUGUACGACCACGACCACUACCACAACUGCCACCAUGCCUUCGUCUACGACGCCGACGACAAAGAUAGGGACAGAUAUGGAUAUCCCAUUUCCCAUCCGCACCGCCUCAGCCAGCCCAUGAUGCGCGUCCCUGCUCCGGGGACCGAUUCCUCAGAUACAGCUAAACACAGCCCCAACGUCCAGAGCAAGAGGACUUACGCUCCAGGCCUGUCCCCUUCCGCCUCCUCCUCGGCCUCUGCUCGCCGCCCCUUCGUCACCGACGCCCCGUCCGCCCUUGACGAAGAGAGCGACUACAAGAACGAGCUCGGGAGCAGGGUCAUCACGGAGAUCCUCACGCACACAUCGUGCGACUGUUCGUCGUCGACGGUAGCGGCUGCAACGGGAUGGGCGUCGAGUCGACCAGCGUACCUUCAUCAGAGCGCGGUUCCUAUGUCAACUUCUUCGUCAGCGCACGCGUACCUUUACCAGACCGCGGUUCCCGUUUCUUCGUCAUCAGCGCACGCGCAUGUUCACCAGACGGCGAUUCCUGUUUCGUCUUCGUCGGCGCCGGCGCAUGUUCAACAGACCAUGGUCCCCGUUUCUUCGUCCUUGAUGCAAGCGCACGUACACCAGACUGUGGUUCCCGUGUCAUCUUCGUCGUCCUCGCACGCGCAUAUUCCCCAGACUGUGGUUCCUAUUCCAUAUUCGUCGUCGGCACGCACACACCUUCAUCAGACGGUGGUCCCUGUUUCGUCUUCGCCGUCAGCGCACUCGCACCUUCAUCAGACCGUGGUUCCUGUUUCUUUGUCGUCAACGUACGCGCACCUUCACAAGACUGUAGUUCCUGUGUCAUCAUCAGCGUCGUCGUCCCACGAGCAUCUUCACCAGACUGUGGUCCCCAUUCCAUCUUCGUCAUUGGCGCAUGCGCAUGUUCACCAGACCAUGCUUCCUAUUUCAUCGUCGUCAUCAGCGCACGCGCAUGUCCACCAGACUGUGGUUCCUGUUCCAUCUUCGUCAUCGGCACAUGCGCAUCUUCACCAGAGCGCAGUUCCUAUGUCAUAUCCGUCGUCCUCGCACGCGCAUGUUCACCAGAACGCUAUUCCCGUUCCUUCGUCGUCGGGAUUAGCAUCUAGUACACUGGCUAGAUCGCAUUCCUAUGCACAUGCGCACGGACCCGCGUCUUUGCGUUGA